Poecilia reticulata (guppy) is the source of this 1107-nucleotide messenger RNA. It is a transcript of the gene fkbp11, whose product is annotated as FKBP prolyl isomerase 11. The record is from RefSeq and is a predicted model, not a curated record. Lineage: Eukaryota; Metazoa; Chordata; Actinopteri; Cyprinodontiformes; Poeciliidae. Gene Ontology annotation, molecular function: peptidyl-prolyl cis-trans isomerase activity. Gene Ontology annotation, cellular component: endoplasmic reticulum. Gene Ontology annotation, biological process: protein peptidyl-prolyl isomerization.
AUUAUUCACUAACUCUUACUGGAGCCUGCUAAUGACGUGUUCAUUUCAAUCAGGUGUGUUAAACAGACAGGAGUCUCCGAAAGAUUACGCUCUUUCUUCUAAGCACAGCCAAGUGGUGUGAAUCCCAAGAAAGUUUUGGAAUUCCCACCAGUCGUCACGAGAGCAGAGCUGAAGCAGAGCGCCGCUGCCCCCUAGCGGCUGCGCGGGGUAAUUCUUCCGCUUCCCUCCCACGGCAGGCAGAUGGGAUGCUGCUGGAGGAAUUUUCAAGGCGGGCUCUUCGUGGAGAGACCCAGGUGUUGGGACAACGUCCACGGGUGGCUAAUCACCACAGUGUUACAACACCUCAGCAUUACCUGCUGCCGAGCCAUUUUGGUCUCACUUAUCGACCAAACAGGCGGUGCAGCUCGAUAUUCUGUCUCUCUGUCCGCUCUGCUGGGUGCAGAAGAAGCCAGACGAAAGUUAGUGGAUGGCAGCGGCUCUUCUCCACAAGUUCACAAUGAAGACACGGGUUUUUCUCCUGGUGCUUGCUGUUUUCUCCUGUGCACUCGCACAGGUGGACGAAGGUGAAACAGACGAGCUGCAGGUCGAGACACUGGUGAAACCAGAAACUUGUUCAGUACUCUCCACAAUAGGAGACACGCUGAAAGUCCACUACACAGGAAAGCUGAUGGAUGGGCAGAUGAUCGACUCCUCACUGUCCCGGGAUCCUCUCGUUCUCGUGUUGGGGAAGAGGACAGUUAUUGCUGGUCUGGAGCAAAGCUUGAUUGGUGUUUGUGAAGGGCAAAAAAUAAAAGCCACCAUUCCUUCUCACCUUGCAUAUGGAAAAAAAGGAUACCCUCCUACAAUUCCAGGUGAUGCUACGCUUGAGUUCGAGGUGGAGGUGCUUUCUCUCUCACCGCAGGCGCAGUGGCAGAAGAUGAUCAACGACGUUUUCCCCCUGGUGUGUUUUGCCCUGGUGCCCACGCUGCUCGGCCUGGUGGGGCUUUACCUCUACAACAAGGCCAACGCCCAGAAGGCCAGCAAAAAGAAGUCCAAAGAUAAGAAGAGCAAGAAGAAAUGAGGUCCGGGCAGAGAAUUUAAUUUAAAUAAACUUUUUCAAGGACUUUG